AUGUCCUUCCCGCCGCCUCGCUCACUGCUGAAUCCUUACCCGGAGCCACUUCCACCCUAUACUCCGCGCCAGCCCCGCGUCAAUGAGCCAGAAACGGCUUCUAUCCGCUCAAGCGCCCCCUCUUAUGUCUCUGCAGCUCCGUCCUACCAUUCAUCCCCGCCGCCACAUCACACGAGAGCGAGCGAUAUUGGGUCCACGCCGGACAACAGCUUGCCAACCCAAAGCAAUUCUUCGGCACCACCUCCCACAUCAAGCCCUUCACGGCAGACUGGCCUCCCUUCUUCCCAGAGGUAUGCGCCUGGCUUCGAAACAAGGGGCGGCGACUUGUCUCACGUGAACGUUCGGUCACUAUAUAAUAUAUCCGAGUGGGUUCCUGUCACAGGAGGCCUACAGGCUCGACAUUAUCACAAUGUUGCCAAAAGACGAGUGACGGAUGCAUCAAGAUCUCUGUUUCCCUCUUUAUUCUCUGAGCCGGCGCACGGAGCGCGAUACGAGAAUGCUGGCAUGCCUGAUACGUUCCAGCGACGCUACACCGCUCCAAGCUUGGGUUCUGGUGGCGCUGGUCCUUCUGGAGAGAGUUAUAAUUUAUCUUCUUUGAGCUUAGUAAAUAAUUUCUCUCCGGAAUCGAGCAAUCAUCCUCGAUCCCACUCACCCCACAAUGCCACUGGAAGCAGUGUUUCCUUAGACUACUAUCCAGGGAAUCCCUCUUCUGAAGACCUUACAUUCUAUCCUCUUGAAGAUCCUGAUCUGGUUGGCGAGGCGGCCGCAGCGAGAUUCCGUUCACAGCGCAUUUACAGGACGCUUCAGCAGGAGGAGAACUUUUACCAGCAAACGCAACAUUCUGGAUCAAAUGCCCGGCAGCACGAACCCAGGCAUCCUGAUCACGUAUAUCAGUACAGCUCGCUGAUCGCCGAAGCCGACAAUCUAAAUAUCCGUCAGCGACCAUCCACUGCCCCUGGCUUGUCAUCCCACGAACCAUUUAACACAGAUUCAGCCGGUCCAUCAAACCCUGAAGAAACUGUAGACACUCUUCAGCGCUCUAAUACGGUGGUUGAUUAUGAUGAACUUCUUCGUGCUCAAGAGUCAAAAACCUGGGACUGUAUGCUCGCACAGAUGGCCGACUGGGAGGAGCGCCAGCGCAACUGGAAGAAGUUCAAAGACGACUUGGAUAAGAGAUUGAACUCCAGUCUCAAGAUCGGCAUGGGUUGGAGUAUGUGGUCGCCUGGUGGCGGGAGAAGAAAGUUGAAAAAAGAGCAAUUUGGUAGCCAUCCGGGCCUGAAGAAGUGGAAGAGCAAGGUUGGUUUAGCAAACUGAGAAGAAGCUGUUUACUAGCUUUUUAUUUUAUUUUAUUUUUUUUUUAUUUUAUUUUCUUUCUUUCUUUCUUUUUUUUUCCUGGGAAAUUCUUUUGUGUUUUUCUUCUCAUGUUUCAAAGAUUGAGGACUUUUUGAAGUGCUGCGAAACGGAUUUCGCCGGGUGAGCCCCUUUUUGGAAAUAGUAUGAGUUAUGCAAGGUUAUGAUUUACUCUUUUGUGCGAUUUGACACGCCAUUCCGGUGCCAUGCUUGAUUGAUGAAUUUGAGGUCCUUCUAGCACCACGAUACCGGAAGUGUUAGCUUUUGGCGGCUCCAUUGCUUGAAUUUCGAUGACUCGCAUUCUGUUCCACAUUCGAUGCAUUUUUCGGUGCUUCUUUGCGGUUUCGUCUCUUGCCUCGGGGCCGUGUGCACCCCCAGCCGCUUUUUUUAAGUCCAAUUCUAGAGUGCUCCGCACGCAGAACUAAUGUAAGGUGAUUUUCUUCCAAUGACUUUGAAAAUGACUAAAUGGAUUGAAAAAAGAAAGAUAAAUAAACGAGAAU
Molecule: messenger RNA, 1850 nt
Organism: Coccidioides posadasii C735 delta SOWgp
Lineage: Eukaryota; Fungi; Ascomycota; Eurotiomycetes; Onygenales; Onygenaceae
Source: RefSeq, a predicted model, not a curated record